UUGUUUAGUUGAUUUAUUGCAGUUAUCAUUUUUGUGUCUAUCCCUACUAAGAAAAAUGCUGAACAGAUUUAAAUCAGCAUUAUUAAAUGCUGUGGGUGCAAGUGAGCUUGGCCUACAAUAUCCAAAUGAUUCAGACACUGAUACUUUAACAGAUUAUAUCAAUUCAAACUUUAUCACGGAAAUAGAAAAUAAACCAUAUAGUCGACCUAGUUUUCUUGGACUAACUACAGAGGAAACUCAAGUAAGUGCUGACCAUAGAGUAAGACCAAUAAUAGUUCCAAGAGAUUUGAGUCGAUUACCAUGGUGUGCUGGCUAUGCGGAAUGUAUAAAUGCUGGGAAAAGCACUUGGAAUGAAGAUCAAGCUUCUGCUACAAGAGGAGAUCUUAAAUUGUCAGAUGUUAAUAUAACAUUACCUUAUAUUAUGUUUUCUAUGUUUGAUGGACAUGCUGGUUAUCAAGUUGCAUUAACAGCAAGAUUACACUUACACAGGAUAAUUCUUGAAAGGUUAAUGGCAAUACCUGGCAAUAUGUUACUAAAUGAAGAUGAAGAUGAACUCAUAAAAGGAAGAGAUUUAGUCAUUGGUGCUGUUGAACUAGCAUAUAGACAAAUGGAUCAAACAGUAGAAGCUCAAGCCCAAGGUGGAGGUGGUGGUUGCACAGCUAUCACUAUUUUAUUCCUUAAUGGUAGAUUAUAUGCUGCAGGUGCUGGCGAUUCAAGAGCUGUACUUGUAUUGGGAGAAAGUCAGCGUGCAUUAACAAGAGACCAUACUCCUGAUUCAGAAUCAAAUCGUGUUAGAGCAUUAGGAUUCUUAAGAAGUAAUGAAUUAUUAAAAGGACAUUUCACACCAUUGGAGUUUCGAAAACGACCUUUACAGAAGGAAUUAGGUUCCACGAUUUUAUAUAGGGAACCUUAUAUGACAGGCUGGGCGUACAAAAUAUUGAAUCAUUCUGAUUUAAAAUUACCUCUUAUCUCUGGACAUGGCAAAAGGAGCCGUGUAAUGGGCACUAUAGGGGUGACCCGUGGUUUUGGAGACCAUGGCUUAAAAGCAGCCAAUACAGGUGUUAACAUAAAACCAUUCCUAUCAUCACAGCCUGAAGUGCAGUCGAUAAAUUUAAAUAAUUGCAACCUGACGGAACGUGACUGUAUUAUUGUAGCCACAGAUGGACUUUGGGAUGUUGUAUCAGAUAAAACAGCAGCUAAUAUACUCAGAAAGACUCUUGCUCCUGAUGCACCAUCAUUGGAAUACAGGCUUACAAUGGGUGCUCAAGAAUUGGUACAAGCAGCAAGAGGUAGAUUAAUUGGUCGAGUUUGGGUAGGUAAAUCAGAAAAUCCUGAAGAAACAGAUGAAAAGUUUCUACCAAUGGCAUCAGUUGAUGAUAUCAGUGUUCUAGUAGUACCACUAUACCCUUAUUUGUGUGAGCAUAAGCAAUGGAUGAAAACUACACAUCAAGAAAGAAGAUAUUCUAUGGAUUCAUUGCACAUAUCAGUCAAUAAUUCUGUAUAA
Dufourea novaeangliae is the source of this 1504-nucleotide messenger RNA. Its product is annotated as protein phosphatase 1H. The record is from RefSeq and is a predicted model, not a curated record. Bases 56 to 1504 code for a protein of 482 amino acids. Gene Ontology annotation, molecular function: protein serine/threonine phosphatase activity; cation binding. Gene Ontology annotation, biological process: protein dephosphorylation. NCBI's taxonomy places the organism in Eukaryota, Metazoa, Arthropoda, Insecta, Hymenoptera, Halictidae. The transcript has 6 exons.